This is a messenger RNA of Didymosphaeria variabile, 897 nucleotides long. RefSeq lists its product as uncharacterized. The transcript is spliced from 4 exons. Bases 1 to 897 code for a protein of 298 amino acids. The record is from RefSeq and is a predicted model, not a curated record. Lineage: Eukaryota; Fungi; Ascomycota; Dothideomycetes; Pleosporales; Didymosphaeriaceae.
AUGAUGACCACCAUCCAAUAUCCAAAUCGCGCACUAGAAGACGAAACGCUGCUAGCAACCUACCUGCUCACUUUGUAUGAAGUCUUCGUAGGCAUUACCAGCGGUCAUGGCUUUUUCUACCACGUGCAAGGCCUGCUGCAUCUAUUGAAGCAACGCGGACCAGAGUCCUUCGGCAACCGACUCAAUAUGCAGAUUUUCCACGCGAUACGGUACAACUCUUUAAGCAUCGGCUACCACGUGCGAAAAGGCUCAAUGCUCGACACAGAUGAAUGGAUGGCCGUGACCGCAAAAGUCGCAAAAGUCGAUCCCUACGUCGCACUGAUAGACAUCUGCAUCCGGAUACCGCGCCUCUUGGAGCGAACCGACAAGCUCGCAGCUGGCGACCAAGAAGCCGCAGACAAGCUCAUCGAAGAUUCUCUAGCACUCGCCAACCAGGCCAAGCAGUGGUUUGCCAAUUUCGAGAAGCACGGCCCUAGGUACACAUCCGUCGAUGUCGACGAGUUCGCGGGCUUCCAGGACAUAUGUCCCGACCGGACCUUCGACACAGCGUACAAUUUCUACGCAUUUGGCGCUGGAAUUUGCUACAUGAUCUACUGGAUGUCCCUCCUCAUUCUGCAAUCUAACACCUUCAAGCUUCUACGUCAGCACCGCGCGCUUCUCCCAAAAGACAUGUAUCUAUGGGAUCGCGAAAUGGGUAGCUACGCGGACAGCAGCUGUCGCUGCGUGCCGUACAAUUGUCGCACGGAUGUCGGGUAUGUGGGGCGGUUUGGCAGCUUGACGCCGCUGGUGGUAGCAAGGAAGUACUUUGAGGCGAAGAAGAUGGAAAAGGAGAUUGGGUGGUGUGAGAAGGCAGACGACAUUACUCUCUAUAAGCACUCCAUCGAGAAGACUUUUUAG